GGACAGGAUAAUCAUUUUUUCAAAAUUUAAGGGUGUCCCGGAUUACCAAUAAUUUUUUUUUUAUCCAUACAAAACUACUACCUAGGGUUGGAUAAUCGUUUUCCCAAAUUUUAGGGGUGUCCUAGGACUGGGAGGCCCUUCUGAAUAUUAAGGAGGCCUCCAACUGGGUUUGUUAGUUAAUUUCAUCGUAUACUGUAUUGGUUGUAUUUGUGGUGUACGAUUAAUGGAUUACUAUUUAUGAUAAUGCCAGUGCUAGUCAUUGGUAGACAAGAGGCACUUGUAAAUUGUAAUGAAUGUUAAAGUUCUACUAGCUUAGUAGGUAUAAAAUGCAAAACUUACUCGCGCGCUCGCUACCGUAUUUUACUAACUAUAUUUUUUUGCAGGUUGUUUUAAACAUUAGCCGCAUGCUGAUGUCGGUGGGGAUCACCAUCAUUUCAAGGGCGGCUUUUGGGAAGCUGCAGAAGCAAGAGGAAGCCUUCUUACCAGUGUUGCACGACAUAACAGAGGCGUUUGGAGGAUUUGAUGUGGGGAGCGUAUUUCCGUCCAGCAAAUUCCUACGCCGACUAAUCGGAGCCGAGAGACGGGCACACAAGAUUCACCAAGAAGCAGAUGCCAUCCUGCAAGCUAUAGUCGAUGAGCAUAUAGCAAGGGCAGGAGGAGCUCAACAAGAUCACGACGUUGUUGAGGCUGCGGAAGAUCUUGUCGACGUGCUUUUGAAGUACAGAGAGAAUCCAGAACUCGGAUUCCCUUUCACUAAUGUCGAGAUUAAAGCUGUCAUCAUGGACAUGAUUCUUGGUGGCGGUGAAAUAACAGCUACGACCGUGUCAUGGGCUAUGUCAGAACUGAUGAGACAUCCGCAUAUCUUAGAGAAAGCAAACAAAGAGGUGAGACGAGUUUUCGAUGGGAAAGGAACAGUAGACGAGGCAGGGUUUGCCGAGCUAAACUAUCUCAAAUCAAUUUUGAGAGAAACUCUAAGGCUACACCCUCCCGCCCCUCUGUUAGUUCCUUUAGAAUGCCAGGAAAGGGUUGUGAUUGCGGGAUACGACAUACCCAAAAAAACAAGGGUCUAUAUCAAUGUGCUGGCUAUCGGCCAAGAUUCUCGUCACUGGGCCGAACCUCAAGAGUUUUGUCCGGAAAGAUUUCUCGAUCGUCCGGAAGCCAGCGACUACAAGGGAACAUGUUUUGAGUACAUCCCAUUUGGCGCGGGGAGAAGAAUGUGUCCGGGGAUCCUCUUCGGCAUGACUUUUGCCAAAAUUAUGCUUGCCAAUCUGCUUUAUCAUUUUGAUUGGAAACUCCCGAACGGAAUCAAGCCUCAAGAUCUCGACAUGUCUGAACGUUUUGGCAUUACCGUGACAAGGAAAAAUGAUCUGCAUCUCAUUCCGAUUCGCUGUCACCCUAAAACAGUGUAAUCGUACUUUAUGGCCAUUAAAUCAUUUGUACCAAUAACUUGUGGCAUUUCUUUCCCUGAUUAACUAGCAUGUUCUUCAGCCAAUUAGUACAACAACUAUUUUCUUUCUCAUCGUCCUUCGAGUCAUACUUCGGGUCAAGGGAUACACACAUAGAGAGGGAAUCGACUAUUCGGACACAUUUGCUCUCAUGGUCAAAAUUAUUACAAUGAGAGGUUGUUUUUAACAGCUAGUUGCUUCAAUAAGAAAUUGACAUUUUCAUCAGUUGGACAUUAACAAUGCAUUCCUAUAUGGUGAACUCAACAAAGUUGUUUAUAUGAAGCUUCCUCCAAGUGUUGUCAGUCCUCCCAUCCCAAUGAUGUGUGCAAAAUCAACAAGGCACUAUAUUGACUAAAGCAUGCUUCUCGACAAUGUUUUUCAGAACUUUCAGACAGUCUGAUUAAAGAAGGAUAUAUGCAUAGUAUGGUUGAUCAUUCACUCUUCACUAGAGUUACUCGCACAUCUUUCACAAUAACUCUUAUUUAUGUUAAUGACAUGAUAGUUGGUGGAGAUCAUCUGGUAAAGAUAGCUCGCAUUUAAGGUCAUCCCUUCAUCAUACCUUCAUCAUUAAGGAUCUUGGUAACCUCAAGUAUUUCCUUUGACUCGAAGUUGCUUGUAGUCCAAAGGGUUGCUUGUAGUCCAAAGGGAAUCCAUCUCUCACAGAGGAAAUAUUUGGUGUCAAACAAGUCACCACUCCAAUGGAUUACAAAACUCACUUACAGGUUGAAGAUGAUAUUGAUCUUGUUGAUGUCAUUGCUUAAAGAAGCUUAUUAAUUGGUAAGCUCACAUACUUAACCAUAACUUGUCUUGAUUUAAGCUUUGCAAAUCAACAAGUCAGCUAAUCCAUGUGCCCUCCUACUAUCACUCAUCAGAAAGUUGUCACUCGCAUUCUCAUAUACAUCAAGAAACACUGGAUAUUGAUUUGUUAUUUCCUUCUCAUUCUUCUCUUGAUCUCUAAGCAUUCAGUGACUCGGAUUGGAGCACAUGUCCUCUUUGCUCGUUGUGCUGCAAAUUACCAAAACCUUAUAAAUAAAAGCACGACACGAAUGAGUCGUCGUCGAACAAUUGAUCAUUUCAUGGUUAUGCUAAGAUAACAUGGCUUAUUGCUAGCCUAUGUGCUUAGUAAGAUAUCACAAUACUGGAUGCACAUGUUCUCUACGCCUAGGAAGGUUUUGCAAAUGAAUGAACAAAUCAACCGUCCAAGAAUAUAAAAUGGGUCACAAUUUCUAGAGAAAAAUAGAGCAAUAAUAAUAAAAGAAAUUGUCUUACUUCGACACAACAAGAGUAUUUUAUUGACAAAUUUAGUGAUUUACAAUGGAUACGGAUGAGAUAGCUGAGGAAAACAAUUUAUAAAAGAAGAUUUUAAGUACGCGCUUACUUGUUACAUGAAUAAAAUGAGGUUCAACAUAUUAUUAUGGUUCUUCAUUAUCUGUAUAUGGGCUCUUCUUCCUAGAUGCUCAUUUUCUAUGGAUAUUUAGUUUCGAUUAUAAUUUGUUGUGGGAGAUUUGAAAUGAAAAAAUUAAUUUGAAUUCUGAGUCAAUAUUAUUUUAAUUUGGUUUUUCUUUUUUCACUUUAGGACAAUAGAUUCACAUUUCGCGGGAUAUGCAUGAAUAUUUUUAGCAUUGCACCAUGGCUUCACCUUCAUUGUUAGUCACUGUCCGUUGAGACGUCAUUGCAUCUCUCUUCGGUUCCAAAAUCUUCACCAGCCAUUUUUAAUUAAGUGUGAAACAACCGUUUACUGUCUAAAUGACUUGAAAAUGUAGUUUGCUUACAUAAUUAUAUAACUGCACUACUGCUACGGAGUGUGAUUGAAUGAAAAACAAUAUACCAGUCCAAGAAGACAAGAGAGAUGAACAAUUGUAGAAAGUGGGUUAUAUGAUAUCAGCUAUAUUAUGUCUUUUGCCUGUAUCUUCUGGCAAAACAAGGACAAUUAAAGAAAUAAUCUUUC
Linum trigynum is the source of this 3393-nucleotide messenger RNA. The record is from the annotation of a GenBank genome assembly. NCBI's taxonomy places the organism in Eukaryota, Viridiplantae, Streptophyta, Magnoliopsida, Malpighiales, Linaceae.